Messenger RNA from Cyanidioschyzon merolae strain 10D, 1515 nucleotides. Its product is annotated as p21-activated protein kinase. Gene Ontology annotation, molecular function: ATP binding; protein serine/threonine kinase activity. The transcript has a single exon. NCBI's taxonomy places the organism in Eukaryota, Rhodophyta, Bangiophyceae, Cyanidiales, Cyanidiaceae. Bases 1 to 1515 code for a protein of 504 amino acids. The record is from RefSeq and is a predicted model, not a curated record. Gene Ontology annotation, biological process: intracellular signal transduction; protein phosphorylation; regulation of MAPK cascade. Gene Ontology annotation, cellular component: cytoplasm.
AUGAAGACACGAGUGAAGCGCAGCUCCAAGAGCCCGGAGACCUCUGCUGAACCUGAAGGCGCACUGCGCGCGUUAGCGGGUCUCGCUGCCUUAAGCGCGUUGACGAGAACCCCGACGCACGCCUCGACUGGAGUGAAGCGCAAGCCGUCUUGUGCACGCCACGCGCCAGACAACGCGACGGAUCCGGGGACGGCCAGCACCAGAAAGCCGAAUAUGAAGCCCACAGCACCGAAACAAAACGAUGUAUCCGACAGUACUGAGGAAACACCCCAGAUAGGGACACCGAUCAAGGUUCGCAAGAAAGUGACUGUGCGCCGCGACCUCACCUCUGAGACGGGAUUUUCUGGCCUCCCACGCGAGUGGGAGCACCUACUCGUUGGCAACGGUAUCAGUCGCACAGAGGUCUUGACGAAUCCGCAAGUCGUACGCGAUAUCAUGGACUUUCAUUUGCGUCGAUCUGGGGCGGCGUCGCCAACGCACCAUCCCAGCCAAGUCGCAGCCUUAAAAGAGCGCAACGAACGGACCGCGCUCCACCAGGAUGACUCGGCUGCGAAGCUGCUCACUGAGACGAGCCCCGAAGAUGCACGCCAAACCGGGGGCGAGCCUGUACUGAGGGCCUCGGGACGCUUUCCCGCCAUUCAGGAACGAGACCCCAGCGACGUCUACGUGCGCCUGCGUAAAGUGGGCGAGGGUGCAAUGGGCGUUGUCUAUGUGGCAGCCUCUCGAACCGAUCCAACCAAAAUUGUUGCGAUGAAAAGGGUCGAAGUUCGGUCCGAAAAGGUCAUGAGCGCGCUCGAGCAGGAGAUCUUCAUGAUGCAUAGCACUCGCCACGCGAACAUCGUGCAGGUUCACGAGGCGUUUCUCCAUCGCAACACGAUGUGGAUUGUUCUCGAAUACAUGGACGGGGGCAGUCUCACAGACUUGCUUUAUGAUCUGGCAGAGCAUGGUGAACGAAUGACGGAGCCAGAGAUCGCCUAUGUCUGCCGAGAGGUUCUGAUUGCGCUCGGUCAGCUGCACCGCCUACGUCGCAUCCAUCGUGAUAUCAAGUCUGAUAACUGUCUGCUUGGUCAAUCGUCGGGGGCCAUCAAGCUCGCUGACUUUGGAUAUUGUGCCCAGUUGACACCAGAGCGCGACAAGCGAACGACAUGCGUUGGCACUCCGUUUUGGAUGGCGCCCGAACUCAUCAGAAGCAUGGAGUACGACUACAAAGUUGACGUCUGGAGCCUCGGGAUUCUCGCCAUAGAAUGCGCCGAGGGCGAGCCUCCAUGGAUCAAAGAGACACCGCUCCGGGCCAUGUUCCUGAUCACGACCCGAGGGCCGCCCAAGCUGGCGGAAGCUGCCCGCUGGAGCCCAGAAUUUCACCACUUUUUACACUCCUGCCUCGCGAUGCAACCCAUGGAUCGUUGGAGCGUAGAUCGGCUCCUGACGCAUCCGUUCAUUCAGAGGGCUUGUCCAGCGACGCAGUUUGCGGAGCUCGUGCAAAGAUACGUACGCCGUAAACGUGCAAUUGCGUAG